This is a messenger RNA of Ylistrum balloti, 2735 nucleotides long. RefSeq names its product UBX domain-containing protein 8-like. The record is from RefSeq and is a predicted model, not a curated record. Lineage: Eukaryota; Metazoa; Mollusca; Bivalvia; Pectinida; Pectinidae. Bases 252 to 1073 code for a protein of 273 amino acids. Gene Ontology annotation, molecular function: ubiquitin binding. Gene Ontology annotation, cellular component: endoplasmic reticulum. The transcript is spliced from 7 exons.
UUUUGGGUUAAAAUGUAUGAACGUUUUAUUGUUUAUAUUUAUAAACAAACAAAUUGACGUAUUCAUUAGUUACUUUGUUUAUAAAAAGAUGAUAUGGUCAGAAUCACAGACCGAACAACCACUGUAUGCCGAACCUUCAGACAGGCCUACAACAGCAGACGACUAUUUUUCUUAGAAACGAUUUGAUAGCCAAUAACAAAAAACAGACACGUCAUUUCAUCGGAGGUGACACUAACGAGAACUAAUUCGAUAUGGCUUACGGGAUAUUAAUUAUUGGCAUGUCAGCAUUUGGAUGUUUGAUUUAUUUCCGAACAGAUCCUGCUACAUUAUUUAAGACCGUGAUUAAAAGUCUCAUAGCUUUAGGAAUUGUGACUUUCUUAAUCCAAUGUCUUUGGUCAAGAAUGUCAAUAUGGUUCAAGAGAUGGAUGACGUCACCAACUGAGAAUGAAAAUGAGGAAGAUAAACUUUCAAAGCUAAAAGUUCUAAAGGAUGAUGCUAGAUCCCAAAUACAACAGGAUCAUUUGCAGAAGGCUGAAAAUUACAAAGAUCGUAUCCUCAGACCUAGAGAAGAAGCUAAGAAACAACGAAAAGAAGAAGAGUACUACAAAUUUAUGGGUCCUGCCUGGAAAGGGGAAGGACAAGUCCUAGGGGGAGAAAUAAAACUCGAUACUGAAGAAGAAUGUCCUACAGAACGAGCUGCCCGUCAUCGUAUUAUACGAGAGAGUAUUAAUGAAGAGGUACUGCAGGCAGCUAGGCAGGAACUACAGAGACGCAAGAAAAAGAAGAUUCAACUCCCAGAUGAACCACCAGAUGGAGCUCAAAACUGUGUAUUGGUGAUGUUGCGUACGCCACUUGGAGAUAUACGACAGAGAAGAUUCAAACAUAUUGAUACCAUACAGCAUGUACUGGACUACAUGACUUACAUCGGCUUCCACCAGAAGAAAUACACACUAGUAACAACCUACCCACGUCAGUCCUUGUCAGACCAAAGGGAAGUAACUCUCGCAGACAUGGGAAUCAAGACUAGGAUAACACUAAAUGUUGAAGAGAAAGACUGGGACUCUGAUGAAUGAUUAUAUGAAAGUGUGAGUUGUAUGCAUUAUGUAUGAGGUCAGUAGGGGUACUACAGGAUUAUAAUUUGUGACUUACAGCUGUAAUUGAUGAGGUCAGUAGGGGUACUAGAGUAUUAUAAUUUGUGACUUACUGCUGUAAUUGAUGAAGUCAGUAGGGGUACUAGAGUAUUAUAAUUUGUGACUUACUGCUGUAAUUGAUGAAGUCAGUAGGGGUACUAGAGUAUUAUAAUUUGUGACUUACUGCUGUAAUUGAUGAAGUCAGUAGGGGUACUAGAGGAUUAUAAUUUAUGACUUACUGCUGUAAUUGAUGAGGUCUUUAGGGGUACUAGGGUGUCAAAGUGUGACUUACAUCAAGAAUUGAAGAGGUAAAAGAGGUAAGUAACAGUACUAGUGUAAUACAGUGUGCGACUUACAGCUGUAAUUGACAAGGUCAGUAGUGGGGAACUUAUGUAUACAGUGCACUUGAACUGAAAAUUGAUAAGUUAAGUGUUAGAUAUGUUACAAUCCUCAUACCUGAUCUGAAGUCAUUAUGGUAGCAGAGCUACAAAAUUUGGUAACAGGAAACUUUAACUUAUAUUUAAAAACACAGAGUGAGUUAUUAAGAUAUCAGAUGACUGGUCUUGGUCCAGGGGUCAGUUAUACUUAUUUACUCAUAUUGCCUAGAGUUAGAAGCUGUAAUAUACUGACGGUAAGGACUUGACUUCUCUUGGUCCAGUGGUCAGCAUGUACUUAUCAUCUGACCUGUUAUUUUUCGACCUUGUCAAAACGUUGAUACGGCAUCCAGCGUGGCCAUUUUGAUGCCAUGGCCACCAUCUUUCAAAAAUGUUUUCUCCUGUUCCGCUGGUGCCAUUGAGCUAAACAUUGGUGGGAAUGUUAAGGAAAGUUAGCCAACAAAGUGUUGUUGUUUGUCAACCUUGUCAAAACUUUGAUAUGGCAGCCAGGAUGGCCAUGUUAAAACAUGAUUGCGCAAUCCUGAUUUUCCUGUACAACACCUAUUUCUAGUGUCUUUUACCUUUAGGAUUGAGCUCCAGAUUUACUGUCAAAAAUAGGUAACACUUGUUACAGUUACCUACUCCUCAUCAAAACUAUCAACUGCAUCAUGGAAACAUCUUCUCAGUAAGAUUUCAUUCAAAGUAGAAAAAAUUAGCCCUUCUUCCUGCGGAAUGUUUUUGUAGUCAGAUGACCAUUAAGGCCCAUGAGCCUCCUGUUUUUUCAUGGUGCUUUGCUAUUUGUAGUGAUAGGCUUAAUUUGUUGACACCUCUUCUUCAUGUCAUUAAGUUUUAUACUUUAAAAUCAUUCUAAUCUUAAAUUUCUUUGACUUGAAAAGAAAUGUAGGACUGUCACUUUGAAAAUGAGAUCAACUGCCAUUGGAUAAUUUAAACAAACAAUUAAUGUUCAGGUUUCAGGGCUAUUUUGUUAGAUAUUAUAGAUCUACUCCUGUUACUGGUUGAUAUGGAGAUGAUAUAGUUGUAGAACUUGUUAUUGAUACAGUACAUAUAUCAUUAAAAAUGAUGUUGUGCUGUAGUUAUAUAAUUAUUUAUGCUGCUUUAUUUCAUAUACAACUAAAUUAUAUCUCAUUUACCUCUGUUUCACUUUCUAAAUGUUGAUGAUAUUAAUUAAGUUUGAUAUUAAAUUUAUGUCUGGUUUUGUCAUUAAAAUUAA